This is a messenger RNA of Lucilia sericata (common green bottle fly), 1591 nucleotides long. Its product is annotated as probable cytochrome P450 28a5. The record is from RefSeq and is a predicted model, not a curated record. Lineage: Eukaryota; Metazoa; Arthropoda; Insecta; Diptera; Calliphoridae. Gene Ontology annotation, molecular function: oxidoreductase activity, acting on paired donors, with incorporation or reduction of molecular oxygen; heme binding; monooxygenase activity.
UGCCUUUGUAGCUCUCAAUAAUAACAGAAGUUUGAAAAUUUUAAUUUAUUUAUAAUAUCGCAUACGAAAAAUGUUUUUAACAAUAAUUUCUGGCAUUAUAGCCUUUAUAAUAUUGUUUUAUAUAUUUUUAAUAUGGAAUUUUGAUUAUUGGAAAAAAUUGGGUAUUUCGAGUCCCAAACCUCAGCCAUUUGUUGGUAAUUAUAACAGUGUUUUGACACAAAAACGUCAUAUAGCUUAUGAUCUACAAGAUCUUUAUGAAAAAUACAAACACACCGAUAAUUUCGUGGGCAUCUUUAGUUGUCGUAGUCCUCAGUUGUUGAUAACAAACGGAGAACUGGUGCUACGUAUUUAUAGUACAGAUUUCAAACAUUUUCAUGAUAAUGAAGCUUCACAAAUGGUGGAUGAGAAAUCCGACUUUUUAUUUGCCAACAAUCCAUUUUCCUUGACCGGUGAGAAAUGGAAAGAAAGACGUGCUGAAAUAACACCAGGUCUCACAGUAAGCAGAAUAAAAACCGUAUAUCCCAUCACCAAAAGAGUUUGUCAGAAUAUGACCAAAUUUAUCGAAGAACAAAUAAAAAUCGGAGCCAAAGAGGGUAUCGAUGCUAAAGAUCUCAGUCUACGUUUCACCUCGGAUGUAGUUACCGAUUGUGUUUUGGGUCUAGAGGCAAAAAGUUUUGAACUCAAACCUUCACCCAUUAUGACAAUGAUUAAUCAAAUAUUCGAACAAAAUCUUAUAUUAGUCUUAUACACCAUAAUCUUGGGUUUAUUUCCUUCAUUGAGUAGUAUAUAUAAAAUACGUUUUUUCCCCAAAAAGUGUGAAAAGUUUUUCGUGCAGUUAAUGAAAGAUUCCAUAGAUUUGAGAAAAUCUCAAAAGAAGGAGGGUGUAAAUGAAAAUCGUGUGGAUUUUUUGAAUUAUAUAUUACAGUUGCAGGAGAAAAAGAAACUUUCGACAUUAGAUAUGGCUGCUCAUACAAUGACAUUUUUAUCGGAUGGUUAUGAGACAACGGCAGCAGUUUUAUCACAUACUCUACUACUGUUGGGUCGUGAUUUGGAAAGACAACAAAAGUUACGUUUGGAAAUUUUAGAGAACAUUGAUGUUAAGGGUGAUUUUGAUAAAAUGAUGGAAUUGCCUUAUUUAAAUGCUUGCAUUCACGAAUCCAUACGUCUAUUUCCUCCAAUUUUCUUUUCUAAUAAACUUUGUACCGAACCCAUUGAGUUGACCAAUAAAAAUGGCAAAAGGCCCAAGAAUACUGUGAUAGUUUUACCUUUAUAUGCCAUAAUGAAGGAUGAGAAUUACUAUACAAACCCUAAUGAAUUUGAACCGGAACGUUUUCUCGAAGAAAAUGGCGACCUUAAGAAAUAUAAAGAUUUGGGUGCUUAUUAUGGUUUUGCAGAUGGGCCAAGAGCAUGUUUAGGUAUGCGGUUUGCUUUGUCCCAACUUAAAAGCGCUUUAGUUGACAUUAUACGUCAGUUUGAAGUACGUGUUAAUCCGAAAACGCGCAAAGAUAAUGAAUUGGAUCCGAAAUAUUUCUUAACGCGCUUAAAUGGUGGCAUUUGGUUGGAUUUUAAAAAAAUUGCAUAAUGAUAACAA